AGAGGCAUGGAAAAGAUGCAUAAAAUUGGAAUUGAUGCUGUGCUUGACAAAUAAGGCGAUGUGAGAUACAGUGCCCUUACAAUAGUGAAAAGCAGAUGUUACAGAUGUCAUGAGGUCUAAGACCAACUUUUCAGAAAGUUUUUUCUCUGAAGAAAUGGCCUCCAGCACUGGAAAUGAAAAGGGCGUGAAUCCUGUGCUCAGAAUAAGUCAACUUGAUGCUCUUGAACUAAACAAAGCGUUGGAACAACUCGUGUGGUCCCAGUUUACAAACUGUUUUCAUGGAUUUAAACCAGGGGUGUUGGCUCACUUUGAACCAGAAGUUCAUCACUGUGCUUUCCACUGGAAGCAAGUUACCCCUUAUUUUCAACUGAAAAGUCAGAUGAAUGAUUCAAAAUGUUUUGUCUGAAUGAAGAUGACCAGUCUCCUUAUCUGUCUUCACAGUGUGUAAUACUGAAAGAUGCAAGAAUGUACAAAAUGAUACAGGGGAAGUGAAUGGAAUUAGAAGAUGCAUGCAGAGGUAAGUCAUACUUAUGCUUUUUAUGCCUCCUAAUGAAGGAAGAGCCCAUUUAAAUACUGCCUCGCUUUUGGUUUGGGUCAGGCACAAAUUCCUGUCAAUGGAGCUGUUAUAUACUGUUUGAGACAAGAAACAUACAAAUGAAUGAAAUCUUUAAUAUUGAUAGGUAACGGGUCUAUUGGUUCCUGCCAACUCUGACAAGAUCACCUAUUUGUGUGUAUUGAUUAACAUCUAAUCCAUAAGAACUUAAGCUCAUUGUUUGCAGAAUGUUAAGUGGCAGUAUCAUGAUACCCUGUAUAUGUUUAUAUAUAUCUAUGUUUAUAUCUAUGUAUCUAUAGGUAUAUAUGUAUUAUACUUAAGACCAAUAUAAUUUAAAAUUGUAACAUGGAAUCAGUCAUCAUAUGGACUUUGAAAGACUUACUGAGACAUUUGAAAGUAAACAUUGUGUGUAUCUCUGUUUUAAAGCAAAACUCAAAUAUAUUUGUACUACACAAAAAUACACUACAAUAGAAUAGCUAUAACUAUAAACAUGUGCAAAAGCAUCAGUACAUUUAGGAACACAAAUUAAAACCAGGACUGUAAUUACAUACUUCAUUAUUUAUAUGUAUUCUGGGUAUUUUAGCAUACUAUAGAAGCUGGAUAUGUAAUCUCUACAGUUAAUAAUAGACCAAAUUCAUCCCAGGUGUAAUUUCAUUGAAGUCAACAGACCUGGAAUUGCACCUGGAAUGAAUUUGGCCCAAUGCUAUGAAUGCCUCCCGACUCUCGCCAGCCUAGAUUUACAUAUAAGAUAUAACACAAAAAUGAAAUAAAAAUAGAAGAUGUCCAGGAGGCAUAGCAUGUUUACAAAGCAGAGUGGUAAUAACCUUGUCUGAUAUAUAUGUGGCAGUGCUUUGCUUAGCCAGACAGUAUUAUUGGGCAUGAGGGAGGGUUAGCUCUGACAGUGGCUCAGGUUUGCCUAGGUCCCUUCAUGUCAUUGCCUUUUUUUUUCUCUUUUUUCUCUCUUUCUGCUUUUGAAGCCUCAUAGCCCAGAACCAUCCAAUGAAAUGAAGGUGCCCCAAACUGACUCAUUUAUUACCUAUUCGUUUGCUGUGAUGCGAUCUCCAGGAGCAAAAAAAUGCUGCAAUACAGUAAUGUUUAAACAUGAAGACCUAUUCUGAUCAACUGAUAUUAUUCCUUAAACUGAGAAUCACAGAAUGUAUAUAAAAUUCAACUUGCAUAUGUGAUCACCAACAUUCUAUUUUUUUAAAAAAUUAUUUUGCUAACAAACCAGAUGAA
Chiroxiphia lanceolata (lance-tailed manakin) is the source of this 1789-nucleotide messenger RNA. It is a transcript of the gene PEX2, whose product is annotated as peroxisomal biogenesis factor 2. Gene Ontology annotation, cellular component: peroxisomal membrane. Gene Ontology annotation, biological process: protein import into peroxisome matrix. Gene Ontology annotation, molecular function: zinc ion binding. The transcript is spliced from 5 exons. Bases 110 to 406 code for a protein of 98 amino acids. The record is from RefSeq and is a predicted model, not a curated record. NCBI's taxonomy places the organism in Eukaryota, Metazoa, Chordata, Aves, Passeriformes, Pipridae.